Messenger RNA from Miscanthus lutarioriparius, 528 nucleotides. Lineage: Eukaryota; Viridiplantae; Streptophyta; Magnoliopsida; Poales; Poaceae. The record is from the annotation of a GenBank genome assembly.
AUGGCGGCCCUGGAGGUCGAGGUCGAGGGCCUUGAGGAUGAGCGAGGCAGAGUCACGGGGAUCAAUGGCGAUGGUGCGGUCAGCCUCGUUGAUGGCCGCACGGGCGACCUAGCCGGGGGGCUUGAGGGCCGCAGGGAGCACCGGCUCCGCCGCGCCCUCUCCUUCGAUGAGGCGGGGACCCCGUGCCCAGGGAGGUCAUGGUGGAGGUGCUGCUCUGGCUCAGGCCCCGCAGGGUCAUGGCUGCAGCGGGGUCAGAUGCGACUGGCAGGACUGCGCCGCCCAAGUCUGGGGGGCAACCGAGGAGUUUCGCAGCCGCGUCCUCACCUUCUCAGCGCGCUGCUCUUGUGGGGAUGGGCGGCGAUGAGCCGCUGUUGCUGCGGCAGCGGAGGCGAGGGUUGGUUUGUUGCAGAGGCCGUGGUGCUCGCCGAGGACAAUAAGUACCCCAUCGCCGACCAUAUGAGCGGCGUCUUAGUUUGGAGACGGCGUCUUAGUGUGGAGAUGCUCAUGGAUGAGACGAGCGCCGCUUGA